GUCCAAUCUUAUUCGCUUUUGUGCCCCAUUUUUUCUUCGAUUGUGGCCCCAUUUUCUCCCCACAAAAGUCUCUGUCUAUUUAUCUUCCACCAUCACUCCUUUUAGAAAACAGACAUUCGCCACAGAGAGAGAGAGAGAGAGAGAGAGAGAGAUAUGGGUAACAAGAAGUUCAGGUUAUCAGAAAUGAUACCAAAUGCCUGGUUCUACAAGCUGAAAGACAUGGGCACGAGAACUAGGAACCCAAAAAACACCAUCAAUCCCCCAACCAAAAAGAAAAAACAGCCACCCACCACUUCAUCAUCAUCAUCAACAUCAACAACAUCAUCUCUCACUUGUUCAUCAUUAUCAUCAUCAUCAACAUCAUCAACCACAACUACUACUUCAAUUCCACCACAGAAUUCAAAAACACAAAGCCAACCCCAAAGCAUCCUCUCUCACCAGCGCAAGUCUUAUUACUUCACAAGAAACCUCAAUCCACCCCCUAUGCAAGACCCAAAAUCCCAACAAACCCAUUUCCCAGAAUCCCCCAAAAAAUCACCCAAACAAUACCCAGAAACCCAUUUCCAAGAAUCCCCAAGAAAAUCACCCAAACAGAAACGCAGCAACAACUCAAAGAGAAGAGCCAUAGCCUCUAUUAAUAAGCCAUUUUCUCAAAAGCUCAUCACCACCUCUGUCUCCGCCGGUUGCGGCUGCCGCGCCUCCCUCGAUUUAAAAUCCGACGACUACCCAAUUUCCCCCCUCGAUAGUUCAUCCGAUCAUGAAUCUCUCUUACCCGAAUUGGGUUCUGACCAUGACCGAAAUCCCGAAAUCGACAUCGUUUUUGACAUAAACGACAACUCACCGAACGCAAAAUCCGACGGAUUCAGAGUCGUUACCGCUGUUGAACUACAUCCAAUCCUAACCAGAAUGGAUCAGAAACCAAGGAAAUCAGUUGAAUCUGAGGGAAAAAAUGUUCAGUCUCAUGGGUAUACUAGUAAUGUCACAGAACAGAGGACAAGCUCUGUUUCUGUGUCCUCUGUUCGGAGACUUUCAGUGAGUUCACCAGGAGUGAGAAUUCGCACUAAUUCUCCUAGAAUUGGCAGUAAGAGGGUUCAGGGGAAAGGCGGCCGGGGCCGGAGGAGCGUGUCGGAGAGCUUCGCCGUGGUGAAGUCGUCGGCUGACCCGAGGAGGGAUUUCAGGGAGUCAAUGGUGGAGAUGAUCGUAGAGAAUAAUUUAAGGGCGUCUAAGGAUUUGGAAGAUCUCCUUGCUUGUUAUCUUCAGUUGAAUUCGGCUGAGUACCAUGAGGUGAUUAUCAAGGUGUUCAAGCAAAUCUGGUUUGAUCUUGCAAAUGUCAGGUUGAAAUAAUCAAGAAGCUCAAUAACUGAAGUAAUAUGUAUUUAUGUAUUGGUAUACCAUCUGGUUCCGAAUGAAAGCUUUUGGCUUUCUGCAGUGGAGCAAAUGGUGGUUAGGCUCGUUGUAUAUUUUUUAUAAGAUAUAUAAAAUGCAGUAUUUACCUAUUA
Molecule: messenger RNA, 1499 nt
Organism: Rhododendron vialii
Lineage: Eukaryota; Viridiplantae; Streptophyta; Magnoliopsida; Ericales; Ericaceae
Product: transcription repressor OFP2-like
Exons: 1
Coding region: 154-1344 (396 amino acids)
Biological process (GO): negative regulation of DNA-templated transcription
Molecular function (GO): DNA binding
Source: RefSeq, a predicted model, not a curated record